Molecule: messenger RNA, 855 nt
Organism: Phytomonas sp. EM1
Lineage: Eukaryota; Euglenozoa; Kinetoplastea; Trypanosomatida; Trypanosomatidae
Source: the annotation of a GenBank genome assembly
GGCUUUCCUUGAUUAAGCGUAAUAUUGCUUAACUUGAAUCGAUCAUUUUGACACUUACACCUCCUUUUUAGUUUAUAAUACAUAUGAAUUUACUAGGAUUCUUGUUGCUUAUCGGGUAUAAUCAAAACGAAGAAUAACAAUAUUAAAAGUAGGGAUGCUACAACAUUCGUAUGUAGCAAGGUCUAGUGCAUCCUUUAUUAAUGUUGUGGCAAAAAUAUCUAAUCAAAAGUCAGCUGUAUCUCUGCGGGAGAUGCUUGAACGACCACAACUUAAAGUUCAGUCGCUUUCACUUGUACCACCACCUCGUUGGGCUGCCGAACUCUCUCGGAAAAUUAAAACUGUAUUCCCAGAGCUUCACCUGACCCAUCAAACGCGUCAGCUUCAGGCUUUUAUUCAUCCUAGCUUUAUAACACACAAAAUAGGAUCCACUACAAUGCGCCAACUUGCUCCAAUGGGAGACUCUAUACUUCUCCAUGUAGUGUGUAGAUGGGUUUUCCGGACAUUUGAAGAUUUAAAACGAGAGGAAGUUUCAUCGUUAAUUGCGGUUUUAGUUAGCGAUGCGUCUCUUUCUCGUAUAUUCAGAGAUGUUUGGAGACUGGAAAACAUGGUGCUGACUGACGCAUCCGCUGAUUUGUUUUCUCGUGAGAAAUUGAGGUCGGCAAAGGGUUUAAUGAAGUGGUUGGCUAUAGGUGAGAAAAGUGGGAUACCUGAUCCGUUUCUAGCCGAAUCCUUAAAGGCAUUUGUUGCAGUUGUAUAUUUAGAGAAGGGGAUGGAUUCUGCUGUUUCAUUUUGUUACAACCAUAUUCUCACAUUUCUGGAAUAAUUGUUGAGAUAGAUACCUAUAUCUAACUUUCA